GUGGAAGCUGCCAAUGGGCCCGGAGGACACUGUCCCAGCCUGGGCACAGCCAUCAUUCGUUAAUCCACAGCACUGGAAUGUCUGCGGGCCAAUCAGGGGGUCUCCAAGGGCUCCCCAAGGGCUGUAAUAAUCCUGCAAUGAUUAGCAGAGGCCACAGGGUCAGUGCACACUGCUGGCCCAGCCUGACUCCUGGGGUUUGUGAAUAGCUCCAUCCAGCCUGGGAAGCGAGCUGGACAGAGCUGGACGGCUGAGCCAGGCCGCACCGGGGAUACCAACAGGCCCAUGCUGCUGUCAGAGCCCACUGCUGGGAUGGGGGGCUGCCGGCCUGGCCUCCUGCCCAUGCUUCUGGCUCUCCUCGGCAUCGCCUGGGCAGAGAUGCAGUCACUCCAGCUGCGGGAAGAGCAGGCUCCGAUGCCUGGAGCCCUGAGCAGGAAGGAGAGUUUCCUGCUCCUCUCCCUGCACAACCGCCUGCGCAGCCGGGUCCACCCCCCUGCAGCCAACAUGCAGAGAAUGGACUGGAGCGAGAGCCUGGCCCAGUGGGCUCAGGCCAGGGCGGCCCUCUGUGGUGCCCCGGCCGCAAGCCCAGUGUCUGCCUCUGGGGCCACCCCGCAAUUAGGCUGGAACGUGCAGCUGCUGCCUGUGGGCUCGGCAUCCUUCAUCCACGUGGUGGGCUUGUGGUUCUCAGAGGGGCAGCAGUACAGCCACGCGGCAGCAGAGUGUGACCCCAAUGCCACCUGCACACACUACACUCAGCUCGUGUGGGCCACCUCGAGCCAGCUGGGCUGUGGGCGGCAUCCCUGCUCUGGGGCUCAGGCUGAGCUGGAAGCCUUUGUCUGUGCCUACUCUCCCGGAGGCAACUGGGAGGUAAAUGGGAAGACAAUCGUCCCCUACAAGAAGGGCGCCUGGUGUUCACUCUGCACAGCCAGCGUCCCGGGCUGCUUCAAAGCCUGGGACCACGCGGGCGGGCUCUGUGAGGUCCCCAGGAACCCAUGUCGCAUGAGCUGCCGGAACCAUGGUCAUCUCAACGUCAGCACCUGUCACUGCCACUGUCCCCCUGGCUACACGGGCAGAUACUGCCAAGUGCGGUGCAGCGUGCAGUGUGUGCACGGCCGGUUCCGGGAGGAGGAGUGCUCCUGCAUCUGUGAUGUUGGCUACGGGGGAGCCCAGUGUGCCACCAAGGUGCACUUUCCCUUCCACACCUGUGACCUGAGGAUUGAUGGAGACUGCUUCAUGGUGUCUUCGGAGGCAGACACCUAUUAUGGAGCCAAGAUGAAAUGCCAGGGAAAGGGCGGGGUGCUAGCCCAGAUUGAGAGCCAGAAAGUGCAGGACAUCCUCGCCUUCUACCUGGGCCGCCUGGAGACCACCAACGAGGUGACCGACAGUGACUUUGAGACCAGGAACUUCUGGAUCGGGCUCACCUACAAGACCACUAAGGACUCCUUCCGCUGGACCACUGGGGAGCACCAGUCCUUCACCAGUUUUGCCUUUGGGCAGCCUGACAACCAGGGGUUUGGCAACUGCGUGGAGCUGCAGGCCUCGGCCGCCUUCAACUGGAACGACCAACGCUGUAAAACCCGAAAUCGUUACAUCUGCCAGUUUGCUCAGGAGCACAUUUCCCGGUGGGACCCGGGGCCCUGAGGGUCGACCAGACAUCUCCCCUGCCAGACCCUGCUUGCUUGUCUGCCCACCUUUCUGGAACAAGGGCCAGUCCAGGACUACAAGCCCAACAUCCAAAGAGUCUUAGAUCUUACAGGAAGUGGGGCAGGGGGUACAAGUGAGGCCAAUAGGGAGCCUGGCACAGGGAGAGGGGAGCCUGGGGCCGCUCAGCCUGCUGUUGAUUGGGAAGAUGGGCCUCAAUUAGGUGCCAAGGCAGAAGCCAGGGCCAGUCGUCAGAAAGGACCAGUCUCCUCCAUCUGGGCCGGACCCUCUGUGGCAGACGGAGGUUCCUUGCUGCCCAGGAUGCACCCCACAAGGGAUUAAACUAAGUUAUGAAUCAGCCA
This is a messenger RNA of Equus quagga, 2000 nucleotides long. Its product is annotated as C-type lectin domain family 18 member A-like. Gene Ontology annotation, molecular function: polysaccharide binding. NCBI's taxonomy places the organism in Eukaryota, Metazoa, Chordata, Mammalia, Perissodactyla, Equidae. The coding region runs from base 283 to 1638 and encodes 451 amino acids. The record is from RefSeq and is a predicted model, not a curated record. The transcript has 13 exons.